UUCAACUUAAGAUCAACGACAUCAACGACAACCACGCACGCACACUCUCCUGUCUCUCCCUCCCUCUGUUUUCGGCAGCGAAAUCUCGGACGGAAAGCUAAAGUCAAGGAGAAAAGGACGACGAAGAAGAAGCCCAUUAAAGUUCGUUUAUUACAUUUCGUAUUGGAAGGCAUUCCCUUUCUCAUCCGCAUCAACAUCUUCUUCUCCUUUCCAGAUUCUCGUAAGAGGACAAAGUAGAGGAGGAGAAGGUUUGCAUUUACCUUCUCAUUGCCCUUGGACCAGACAUUCUCGGACCCACCCAUUUAAUCUCUCCGUCCGUCUGUGUCGGGUUCUUGCGCUGGCGGGGGUGGUGUCUAUUGCAGAGAAACGGAGAGAAGAAGAGGAUCGCCUUCUUCUAGAUUUGUCCUACGUACAUUUGGAGGGGACCUCUCAAGAACGAAGUAUGAACUGAAAAAAAGAAGAAGAAGAAGAAGAAGACGAGUAAAGGACCUCUCUCUCAAAAACAAACACAGAUUGGUAUAUUUGAAGGAAAAGUGGUGAAUGCUUUCUGGGAACAUCAGGCUUCUUGCAAGUCUUUUCGGGAAAUAUUUGAUUCUUAUUCUGAGUAGGGAACACCAGGCUUCUUCCAGGAAUACUAUCAUUAUAAUAUUAUAAUGGGUGCUUGUGUGUCAACAUCCUCUAGAAACAUACCAUCACAGAAAAAACACCAAAAAUGCCAUGGAAAGAUUUCUAAUUCAAUCCCUAAAUUUGCAAAGAAAAGGAAUAGUUAUGAAGGAAAUCGGGUAAGAGAUUAUGCUGUUAGUAAGUUUGUUCACAUGGACUUUGAGAAUGGUGCAACAACUACUUGCAGAAGAUCUGAGGUUUCCAAUUCGACAUUCCAUCUCACCCAGCUGCAAUGGCACCACAGUCAGUAUGAUGCGAAUGUAAUUUGCCAAGAGGAUGCUUGGUUUGACUCAGUUAGUAUUCUGGAAUCUGAUUCAGAUGAUGACUUCAGUAGCGUAAAUGGAGAAGCCGCAGAUGGAUUUCCCUCUGUAAGCAAUGCAAUUGGGAACAUAUCUAGUGGCCAAGUGCUUCAGUUUGAAAGAUCAGCAUGCUUUAUGGAUAGUAGGUGUAACUAUGAAGAGUACCACGAAAGCUAUCUCAAAAUCGAUGGAAGUAAAUCAGAGAAAUUUCGUAGCCAGGGUUAUGAGCUUUCUUGCUCAGGGAAGGCUGAUGAAGUUUGCAGCAAGAGGAAGAAAAUGUUGGAUCAUUCUUAUGGAAGCUUCAAAGGUCUUCAAGAGGAUAGACGAGAUUCUGAAGAGAAAAUUCAAGGGUUACCUCGGUUGGUUUCUUCUAUGAGUUUCAAUGACAAGAUUCUAAACCCAUCAAGUACAGGUCGACUGUCUCAGCGGAAGCACUCUGCAGUUUUCAGGCUUUCUUUCAAGAGAAGAUCCUGUGAUGGAGAAGAAACCAUAGAACAUUGUCAAUCAAAAAAGUACAUGUAUCGUCCCAGAGCAGGACAUACAAUUCCACGUUGUGCAGGGGAGAAGCCAACCCCAGGAUGUUGGUCUGAGAUUCCACCCUCAACCUUCAAACUCCGUAGUGAAAGCUAUUUCAAAGAUAAGCGGAAGUCACCCUCUCCAAAUUACAGUCCAUAUACUCCAAUAGGUGUUGAUUUAUUUGUCUGCCCAAAAAAGAUACACCACAUUGCCCAAUACCUUGAGCUUCCUAAUGUGAAAACAGAUGGCGAAGUGCCUCCACUUCUUAUUGUAAAUAUCCAGAUGCCUACUUAUCCUGCUGCAAUGUUCCUUGGUGAUAGCGAUGGGGAAGGGAUGAGUCUUGUGCUAUACUUCAAAGUAUCUGAGAGUUUUAAUAAAGACAUCUCUUCUCAGUUUCAGGAUAGCAUCAAGAAAAUGGUGGAAGAUGAGAUGGAGAAGAUUAAAGGGUUUACAAAAGACUCCACUGUUCCUUUCAGAGAAAGGCUGAAGAUCAUGGCUGGUGUAGUUAAUCCCGAGGAUCUUCACUUGAGUUCGGCUGAAAGGAAGCUUAUACAUGCAUAUAAUGAAAAACCAGUCCUUUCCCGCCCUCAGCACAAUUUUUUUAGGGGUUCUAACUACUUUGAAAUUGAUCUGGAUAUUCAUCGCUUCAGCUACAUUUCAAGGAAGGGGCUUGAAGCAUUCCGAGAGCGCUUGAAAAAUGGAACUCUUGAUUUAGGUUUAACAAUCCAGGCACAAAAACCGGAAGAACUGCCAGAGCAAGUGCUGUGCUGUUUGAGACUAAACAAGAUAGAUUUCAUUGAUCAGGGUCAAAUACCGACACUAGUGACCCAAUGACUUGUAUGAAUGCUGAAAUGCAGGGUUCGGCGUAUAAAUUUGAUGUUGAUGGACACGACACCUAUGUAAUUGGGGAUCAUCGGGAUAUCCAUUCUGUGCGCACCCCCCCUGCAUAUGCCAGCCUUCAAACUAAAAUCCAAAAUGACAAAAGUGUUCUUGUGUUUAGAAUCAAUAAUCAUGCUAACAUCAGCAUGUUUGGGCAACCGUGUAUAUGUUAUAUAUCGUGUUACUAUGACUCUGAGCCUUGGCUUGUCUUGGAAACAAAACCCAUUUUGGACAAGGAUUUGAAAUUGGAUCACAUAUACUUGUAGACUACGGCUGCAUUUGAUUGUAAGACUCAAUUGAGUUCAGUCUAAUUUUAAGUUGAAUCUAACAU
Juglans microcarpa x Juglans regia is the source of this 2688-nucleotide messenger RNA. RefSeq lists its product as uncharacterized. NCBI's taxonomy places the organism in Eukaryota, Viridiplantae, Streptophyta, Magnoliopsida, Fagales, Juglandaceae. The record is from RefSeq and is a predicted model, not a curated record. The coding region runs from base 654 to 2312 and encodes 552 amino acids. The transcript has 11 exons.